CGCUGAUUGGACAGCGCCGGUGUGUCGUCAUCUCCUCAAACAAACAAACUAGCAACAGUUGGAAGGAGGAACAGAGGGAAACUGCGCUGGAGACAUGUGGAGAAAAGUACUUGUAUAAAGUCGCACUGGGCAGUUUGCGUCCGUGCACUGGUCGACCCGGUUAAAACAGCGCUGAGGCCGGAGGAACAGCUGUGAUCACAAGAUGAAUUUCUCUGAGGUCUUCAAGCAAACCAACCAACUUUGUAAAGUUUCCCGAGAUGGGAAAUAUUUGGCUACCUGUGUGCAGUACAGACUGGUGGUGCGAGAUGUGAGCACCCUGCAGAUCCUGCAGCUCUACACCUGCCUGGACCAGAUAUCCCACAUGGACUGGUCUUCUGACUCUCUCUUUAUUCUCUGCGCUAUGUACAAGAGAGGACUGGUACAGGUAUGGUCUCUUGAACAGCCGGACUGGCACUGUAAGAUUGAUGAGGGCUCAAUAGGUUUAGUCUCCUCGCGCUGGAGUCCAGACGGACGUCACAUUCUCAACACCACUGAGUUCCAUCUGAGAGUCACCGUCUGGUCCCUGUGCACUAAAGCUGUGUCUUACAUCAAGUAUCCCAAAGCAUGUCAGAAGGGUAUAGAUUUUAGUAAAGAUGGCUGCUAUUUGGCCUUGGCUGAACGCCGUGACUGCAAAGACUAUGUCAGUGUCUUUGUGUGUGACGACUGGCAUUUACUCAGGCAUUUUGAGACUGAGACGCAGGACCUAGCAGGGUUGGAGUGGUCUCCCAAUGGCUGUGUGCUGGCAGUGUGGGACAGCUGUCUGGAGUACAAAGUGCUGCUGUAUUCCCUGGAUGGCCGAUUGCUGUCUAUGUAUAGCGCCUAUGAGUGGUCGUUGGGCAUCAAGUCAGUGACCUGGAGCCCCAGCAGCCAGUUCCUGGCCAUCGGCAGCUAUGAUGAAAAAGUGCGUAUCCUCAAUCACAUCACAUGGAAGAAGAUCACACAGUUUGACCACCCUGUAACCAUCAACAGUACUAAAGCUGUUGUGUAUAAGGAAGUGCAGAGAACGCCAGCUGCUGGAAGUGAUGACCUGUCGAUACACAACAUCACAAUUGGCAGCACCCUCUUUAACACACAGAGCAAAUAUGAGAUCUGCCCACUGCCAGUCCAAAUUCCUGUGGUCAAACCAGACCCAGACCGAGCCAACCCCAAGAUCGGAGUCUCUUCCUUGGCAUUCAGCUCAGACAGUCGAUAUCUAGCUACCAAAAAUGAUAAUAUGGCCAGUGUUGUCUGGGUGUGGGACAUGCAGAGGAUGAGCCUGGAGGCCGUGCUGGAGCAGACAUCAGCCGUGCGCUGCUUCCAGUGGGACCCUCGACGCCCCCGACUGGCACUGUGUACAGCCAACACCAAACUCUACCUCUGGUCACCAUCAGGCUGCGUUUCUGUCCAAGUCCCCACGGAAGGUGGUUUCCAGGUCCAUUCCCUGAGCUGGCACUGCAGUGGAGACUCUCUGAUCCUGCUAGGAAAGGAGCAGCUGUGUUUGUGCUUCAUGGACACUGACCAGGAAGACACACAAAAACACAGGGAUAAAGAAUGACUGAAUCACAGUUCAGACUUAUGUAGCCACAAGCACUUGUCCGGGAAUGUGUUAUGGUGAUGACCAAAAGACUGUUAAAAACACUCCUCCUCUAAAUCCUACUUUUCCUGUUUUUAACUGUACCAGCUCACCAAGCUCUUAAGGCUCUCGGUGCAGGUUACUGAGAUGUUCCUUUUCUUGUUGAGUUGAAAAUAUUUUGGAUACAUUUUUUAAAUAGAUACAUUUGUACUGAAGCACUAGUUCCAGCCACUGUGAGAAGAUAGAUGUUUACAAGGUUUGAUAGCUUUCUCUAUACUUUUAGUUUAACCUCUUUUGUAUGAAAGUCUUAACUAUUUUCAAUAAAUUUGUCAUAAGCAAUAAACCUUAAAGUGAGAUAAUAAAAUGUUGUGCAUCAUAA
This is a messenger RNA of Hippoglossus stenolepis (Pacific halibut), 1970 nucleotides long. RefSeq names its product WD repeat containing, antisense to TP73 (gene wrap73). Gene Ontology annotation, biological process: protein localization to mitotic spindle pole body; mitotic sister chromatid segregation; microtubule anchoring at mitotic spindle pole body. Lineage: Eukaryota; Metazoa; Chordata; Actinopteri; Pleuronectiformes; Pleuronectidae. Gene Ontology annotation, molecular function: protein binding. Gene Ontology annotation, cellular component: microtubule organizing center; MWP complex; mitotic spindle. The record is from RefSeq and is a predicted model, not a curated record. The transcript has 13 exons. The coding region runs from base 203 to 1573 and encodes 456 amino acids.